Messenger RNA from Hyaloscypha bicolor E, 2234 nucleotides. RefSeq names its product glycoside hydrolase family 20 protein. NCBI's taxonomy places the organism in Eukaryota, Fungi, Ascomycota, Leotiomycetes, Helotiales, Hyaloscyphaceae. The transcript is spliced from 4 exons. Gene Ontology annotation, molecular function: beta-N-acetylhexosaminidase activity. The record is from RefSeq and is a predicted model, not a curated record. Bases 75 to 2234 code for a protein of 719 amino acids. Gene Ontology annotation, biological process: carbohydrate metabolic process.
GUUUUCAUGAUAUAACUUGAGACUGUCAAGCCGAGAUCCUCGCGUUGUAUGAUUUAGCCGGGGGACAUUCAAUCAUGAGAAUCGCAUUCGCUAUCACAGCGGUGAGUCUCUUCUUCCCUCUGGGAACAUCUGCGAGAUGGCUUGGAAUUCCCACAGUACCCUUCGUUGAAUCAGACCCGAAAGAAACUUUCUCCCUCAGGCAAUUGAAAUACAUCAUAGUGGAUACAAAGUACCAGAACACCGUUGAUACUGAAGGAGAAACGCUCAUUCCUCCCUCGUUGAGGAGCUUUGCCUCUACCUUCAGCGAUGACCUCUUCUCCUCCCUCGAUCUGAAAGUCCCGGCGAGGGCCGGCGAAGCUGCUUUGCCGAAUUCAAUUUUCAUGACGAUUGGGAAUUCAAGUCAUUACUUGGAUGCUGCCGGAAGACCAACUUCGGAAGGGUAUUCUAUCAAUAUUACGGAGGAUGGAAUUGUGAUCACGGGGGCAAGCCCGCUGGGUGCAUUCUGGGGAACGCGCUCGAUUUUACAGCAAGGUGUAUUGAGUAAUGGCAUGCAAUUGAGCUCGGGAAGUGCGAUUGAUGCAUCUGGAUGGGGGGUUCGGGGAACUUUUCUCGAUGUGGGGCGACAUUAUUACCCACCAGAGUUCUUGAUUGAAAUGUGUUCAUAUUUGUCAUUUUUCAAGCAGAACACCUUCCACCUUCACCUCAGCGAUAGCCCUGGUCUGAACCCAGCCCUCACAUAUGAAGAAAAGUUGGACUUCUAUUCUGCGUUUCGACUCAACUCGCCAGACCCUGCCGUUGAAGAUCUCAACAAGCGCGCAAAUGAAUCAUACUCUCAAUCCGAUUUUGAGGAUAUCCAGCAAUCAUGUGCAAGUAGAGGUGUCACUAUCAUACCUGAGAUCGAAGCACCUGGGCAUGCUCUUGUCAUCAACCAGUGGAAACCCGAACUGGCUCUUGAUACGGACUUCACGCUGCUGAACAUAUCCCAUCCAGGGACCAUCCCAACUAUGGAAACUAUUUGGGGUACUCUUCUGCCUUGGUUCCAUUCGAAGACCGUUCAUCUUGGUGCAGACGAAUACUCAAGCUCAGAAAUAGCCGACUACAAUCUCUACGUCAAUACCAUGCAUACCUAUAUUGGCCAAAACUUUGACAAAAAAGUUCGCAUUUGGGGAACCUUUCCACCCUCAAAAAUCGUCAAUGAGAUGAAUAUCAAUCACAAUGUCUCAAUCCAGCACUGGGAAUACUUCGAGGCAAACCCCUACUUCGACUUCAUGAAAAACGGCUACCACGUUCUCAAUACCGACGACCAAUUCUACAUUGUCGCCAAAUGGUCAGGCAGCUAUCCUCAAAAACUCAACAUAAGCCUUAUCUUCCAUGGCGCACCAGAUGGCGGUCCCACAGCACCGUAUAUCUUCGACAAAUCCAACGCAAGCAACAAUCCACCACAUGAUAGCCCAUAUGUUCUCGGCCAGAUGCCAGCACUGUGGAACGAUUUUGGUCCAAAUAGUACCUCAGUUAUUGAGGCUUAUUAUGCUCUACGUGAAGGUCUUCCAGCACUCGGUGACAAACAAUGGGGAGGUGACCUUCUCAUGCACGAAUAUUUCUCCAUCUUUGAGACUCUACAUGCCGCGAUUCCAGGACAGCAUCUCGACCGGAGAAUUGAUUCGAGAACCAACACAAUCUUGUCUUACGAUUUCUCGAGCACAGGGACAGUUUACGAUAAGUCUGGAAAUGGGUGCGAUGGCACAAUCAAGCGAGAUUGCAGUGUGGCAGACUCGGUUCUCACGUUGAGAAUGGGAUGCUCGGUCACUACUCCUUUGACGUCGAAAGGGAGGAAUUACACACUCGCAUUCUCCGUCAGACCAACUUCUUCAGUACCCGGCACUCUCUUCUCAGGCUCCGCAUCCUCCCUCCUUACAGGAAACGGGAGCAUCAGUAAUGUGAUGCUCAUUACAGGCGGGAAUGCAUAUUCUAAUCGCAUUGACAACGCAACAUAUCUCUCCGUCACGCCUUCUACCACGAGUGAGGAAAGAGUACUUGAGUUCACGGCUACGAUUGGAGAUUACUCGAAUAGCUUUAUUUGGAAUAAUCCGAUGGCUAUUGAAGCGCCUGUGGCGGUUAUUGGUGGAGAUAAUUUUCAGGGAGAGAUGAAGAAGGUCACAUUGGUAGAUGGAGCGGAUGCGAAGUAUGUUGAAUUUGUAAAGAAGUUGGUUAUUGGCGUCGCGCCGUAUGAAUGA